UUGUGUCUAGUAGCAGCCAAUCGUUGAGCUCACUUCUAGGUCUUAUCAAAUAAAUGUUUGUAAUUAGAUAGUAUUGUGUUUGUGUGUGAUGGAGUGGCAGUGGCUUAAGGACUGGUGGCGUUUAAAAAGAUGGAGGAACAAAAAAAAGAAAGACCAAAGUGAUGAUGAGUUUUGCUACUGUGAUGAUUGUCUGCCUGACGGCGAGUUGGAGCUGUGUGAUUCCCUGGACCCGCACUGCGAUGGCGGGGGCAAGAGAGUGGUGGUGGGGGUUUGUGCCAUGGCUAAGAAGUCACAGUCGAAGCCGAUGAAGGAGAUCCUCACCCGCCUCGACGAAUUCGAGUUCAUUAAGAUGCUCGUCUUUCCAGAGGAGGUUAUCCUUAAGAAGCCGGUCGAGGAAUGGCCGAUCUGUGACUGUUUAAUCUCGUUCCACUCCAAGGGCUUCCCCCUGGACAAGGCCAUACAGUACGAAAAAUUAAGGAAGCCCUACGUAAUUAAUAAUCUCCACAUGCAAUACGAUAUCCAGGAUCGUCGGAGAGUUUAUGCCAUUUUAGAGAACGAAGGUAUAGAGAUACCUCGGUACGCUGUCCUUGAUCGGGACUCGCCGGAUCCUAAACAUCAUGAACUUGUUGAAUCAGAAGACCACGUGGAGGUGAACGGCGUUGUAUUCAAUAAGCCGUUCGUGGAGAAGCCGGUGUCGGCUGAAGAUCAUAAUAUUUACAUAUACUAUCCCACCUCGGCCGGCGGCGGCAGUCAGAGGCUGUUCAGGAAGAUCGGUAGCAGGAGCAGUAUAUAUUCACCUGAAUCCAGAGUGAGGAAGACGGGUUCUUUCAUAUAUGAAGACUUCAUGCCAACAGAUGGUACUGAUGUUAAAGUGUAUACUGUCGGCCCCGACUAUGCCCACGCUGAGGCCAGAAAGAGUCCAGCGCUAGACGGGAAGGUCGAGCGAGACUCGGAGGGGAAGGAAAUAAGAUAUCCUGUUAUAUUAUCCAAUCAAGAGAAACUUAUAUCAAGAAAAGUCUGCUUAGCCUUCAAGCAGACUGUGUGUGGAUUUGAUCUGUUGAGAGCGAACGGCAAAUCGUUCGUGUGCGACGUGAACGGCUUCUCUUUCGUAAAGAACUCGAACAAGUACUACGACGACUGCGCCAAGAUCCUCGGCAACAUGAUACUGCGCGAGCUGGCGCCCACGCUGCACAUACCGUGGUCGGUGCCCUUCCAGCUGGACGACCCGCCCAUUGUGCCCACGACCUUCGGCAAGAUGAUGGAGCUGAGGUGCGUGGUGGGCGUCAUCAGGCACGGCGACCGCACGCCCAAGCAGAAGAUGAAGGUGGAGGUGCGCCAUCCGAGAUUCUUCGAGAUCUUCGAGAAGUACGAGGGCUUCAAGCGAGGUCACGUGAAACUGAAGAAGCCCAAACAACUACAGGAGAUUCUGGAUAUAGCGCGCUCGCUACUAGCAGACAUACACACACGGCACGCCGACCCGGAGAUAGAGGAGAAACAGGGCAAGCUGGAACAACUCAAGAGCGUACUGGAGAUGUACGGUCAUUUUUCGGGCAUCAAUCGUAAGGUCCAGAUGAAGUACCAGCCGCGCGGUCGACCGCGGGGCUCCAGCUCCGACGACGGUAACGCCCCCGGUAGUGACGGUGAGCCUUCUCUGGUGUUGAUUCUGAAGUGGGGCGGCGAGCUGACUCCGGCCGGGCGGAUCCAGGCCGAGGAGCUGGGGCGGAUGUUCAGAUGCAUGUACCCUGGAGGUCAAGGCAGACAUAUUCCAGGUGAAGGAGGCACUCAGGGGCUGGGCCUGUUGAGAUUACAUUCGACGUUCAGACACGAUCUGAAGAUAUACGCCUCGGACGAAGGUCGCGUGCAGAUGACGGCGGCCGCGUUCGCUAAGGGCUUGCUGGCGCUGGAGGGGGAACUCACGCCCAUUUUGGUGCAAAUGGUUAAAUCCGCUAACACCAACGGCCUGCUAGACAACGACUGCGAUUCAUCCAAAGUACAGAAUAUGGCGAAGGCCCGUCUGCACGAGGCGCUCCAGGCCGACCGUUCGUUCAGCGCGUGCGACCGCGCUCGCGUCAACCCUUGCGGCUCGCUGAGCAUAGCGGCCGCGUUAGAGUUCGUCGACAACCCUGCCCGGACCUGCGCUCACGUGCACAGCCUCAUCAACAGUUUGGUGAGGAUCGUGCUGGCCAAGAAGGACGAUCCCAAGACUAAAGAUACAAUUCUAUACCACGGCGAGACCUGGGAGUUGAUGGGGCGGCGCUGGGGGAAGAUAGAGAAGGAUUUCUGCACGAAGAAUAAAACCUACGACAUAUCCAAGAUACCGGACAUCUACGACUGCAUCAAGUACGAUCUGCAGCACAACCAGCACACGCUGCAGUUCGACCUGGCCGAGGAGCUGUACAUAUACGCCAAGUACUUGGCCGAUAUUGUUAUACCACAAGAAUAUGGUCUAACAGUCCAUGAGAAAUUGACGAUCGGACAAGGGAUAUGUACACCGCUGCUGAAGAAGAUUAGAGCGGACUUGCAGAGAAAUAUAGAGGAGUCCGGAGAGGAGAACGUCAAUAGGCUCAAUCCAAGAGGUGGAUCGGUGAGAGGGUAUGUUUGUGGCAGGUACAGCCACGGUGUGUCGAGUCCGGGAAGGCACGUGAGAACCAGACUGUACUUCACUAGCGAGAGUCACGUGCACUCCCUGCUCACCGUGCUGCGCUUCGGCGGCCUGCUCGACGUAAUGAAAGACGAACAAUGGCGGCGGGCUAUGGAAUACGUGUCCAUGGUGUCCGAGUUGAAUUACAUGUCACAGAUCGUGGUGAUGCUGUAUGAAGAUCCCACCAAGGAUCCGUACUCGGAGGAGAGGUUCCACGUGGAGCUGCAUUUCAGUCCAGGUGUGAACUGCUGCGUCCAGAAGAACCUGCCGCCCGGCCCGGGGUUCAGACCGCACUCGCGGAACCAUUCAACAGCCAACAACGAUCAGAGCCCGUCGGACGAGGUGAAGUGUAUAGAGGAGGAGACGGAAGACGACCAAAUGGCCAGCCAGGAAACAUUACAGCCGGACGCCUCCGACGAGUUUGAUAACACAUUCUCUCCCAGUAAAACGUCCAAGUCAAAGUUGAGGCCUUCGGAUCCCAUACCUAUUUGCAACCUGCACUACACGGUGAGCGGUCACGAGGCGUCCUCCCUCGCGGCGCGACUCAGCGAGGAGCUCCGCGCGCGGCACCCGAAAGACGACGGUCACGCGCUGCAGCACGCGAGCGAGGAGAGCGAGUCCAAAGCGUCAAUCGAGCCACAGCCGCGGGCCCGCAGCUACGACCAGAACAAACAGACCAACGACAAUGCUCCCCCCACGCCCUCUCCUCCCGCGGUGGACGUGUCCGGUGUGGAGUCGUCCACUAACGAGCUGCCCCUGUCCGCGCUGACGUUCAGUCGCAAAAGCGCGGGCGGGGCGGACGGCUGUAUCGUGCGGGGCGCAGGGCGGCGCCAGCGGCACAGCAUCGCCGGCCAGAUGAGCUACCUCAAGAUGUUGGGUCUGGGGGCGAGGGUGAAGCUGCCGGGCGCCGCGGGACUGUUCAGCACCGCCGUCAUCUCGGGGUCCAGCUCGGCGCCCAACCUGCGAGUCAUGAUACCCGCGUCCUCCGCAUCCAACGCGGCGUUGGAGGGUUUCGGCGGCGUGCCGGCCAUCCGGCCGCUGGAGACGCUGCACAACGCGUUGUCUUUGAGGCAGUUGGACGCCUUCCUGGAGAGAGUGACGGACACCGCGGCCAAGGCAGGGCCGCCGGCAGCCGCGCCCGCCAAACAACCGUCGCCCACUAAUAGCGUCGGUUGGAGCGGUCCGUCGUCUUUGAUGUCUUCGUCGGGAGAGUUACCGAGCGGCCUUUCCUCCGCCGAGCCCUCCUCCCCCAACAACAACUACGCAGACAACAAGACGGAGAGUAGCAAUUGGAGUAAGACUGCAGCUGGGAAGUUACCCGACUGGGGCACGGACGCCGCGCUACGAGCGCUCGUCGUGGCUGCACCAGCAGGUUCGUCUAUUAGCGGCGACGUGACGCCGGUGUCAGUGGCGUCCGAGCUGGAGUUCAACAGUAACGAGGCCACCGCCGGCUCCAUGACGGAUCACGACCUGAUGAGUGCUGAAGGCGAAGACGAUGAAGAAACCUUGUCAGCAGACGCGUGCGGAUCGUCUGUCAAAUAUGUUAGAAAUGAUCUGUCAGAUGCUAAUAUGUCAAAAAAUAGUACAUUAGAGAACAGCGAACCUUCCUCUAGCGCCGCUUAUGUAGGAUCGUACGAUGUCAAUUAUCAACAUAUUAAGGAUACGUACAGUGAUGUGGCAUCAAGUAGUAAAAUUUAUAACGUAGGUGAUGACGUAAGCAACACCUCGACUAAUGAUACGUUGCUAUACAGUUCCGAAGUUUCAAAUUUACAAAGCGAGGAAUUUAAAAGUAAGACAAACAAUGGCCUUAAAAAUGUACGUAAAAUGUAUAAUGAUAGUAGUGGUAGCAAAAAUAACAAUCAGUCCGGAUCAGGGAGGUUCAUUACGACAUUGGUUUCCGAAGAGUUAUUGGAAGGGAAUACAUCGAGUGAACCCAAAUAUAGUACAAUAGAGCCAGCGGAGCUGACGCGUCUCGUCGGACCGUUGGUCGUUAAGGCUAAAGUCGGUAACGUUACACCGGGUUUUACAAUUGACGAAGAUUAAAGUACUCUAAGUACGGUUUUUGCUGUUUUAAUAUAGUUUUUGACUCCCGUUGCUUCAUAGUUAGUUCCAUAUUUAUUUAAACUUUAGACGGGAUUUUAAUGAAGUGAUAUUUAUUGCCUCAAACGUUUGUAGACAAAUGUUCACGUGGUAGAGCACGUAUUUAUUCAUGUUCAUGACAUUCAAUGGUUUAGAUUUAUCCUUUUUUGACCUGUUUUAAGCUUCGCAUCUGUCCAUUAUAAUAUAUUAUAUAAUGUUAUUUGUAGUGAAUAUAAGUAUUUUUAAAAAAUAUACAAAUGCUUAUAAU
Danaus plexippus (monarch butterfly) is the source of this 4988-nucleotide messenger RNA. RefSeq names its product inositol hexakisphosphate and diphosphoinositol-pentakisphosphate kinase. Gene Ontology annotation, molecular function: diphosphoinositol pentakisphosphate kinase activity; inositol hexakisphosphate kinase activity; 5-diphosphoinositol pentakisphosphate 1-kinase activity. Gene Ontology annotation, cellular component: cytosol. The record is from RefSeq and is a predicted model, not a curated record. Gene Ontology annotation, biological process: inositol metabolic process; inositol phosphate biosynthetic process. The transcript is spliced from 28 exons. Bases 89 to 4684 code for a protein of 1531 amino acids. NCBI's taxonomy places the organism in Eukaryota, Metazoa, Arthropoda, Insecta, Lepidoptera, Nymphalidae.